CCAGCCUGAACGGAGAAGGAGAGGGGUAGGGACGCGUGGAAUGGUUAGGAGAGUUCUGCGGGAUAUGGUGUGCCAUUGAGCCUGACAGUACACGGGCCCGGGAGGAGCGGAGCGAGUGAGCGAAGCGUUAAUGGGACAAGGAGGCCGGCGCUCCGGAGUAGGAGCGGUGCUGAACUCGCAUUAUGCAGCGCUGGGUAAACAGCUGAACGAACACCGAGAACGUCGGAGACUGACCGGCCAAGCCGUCUUACCGCCCGUGGGGGCGAGUCCCUGAGGAUCUGCCGAGGAUUGCGGCGCCUGGCACUGCUUGGGAUUGGAUUUCUGUUUGCCUUGAAGGCAAGCUGAGACUACGCUGCGCCCAUGCGGGCUCUGGCUGUGUGCUUCGCCCUGGCGGGGUGGCUGCUGAUUAGUGGCAGCGCCGCCGGGCACAGUGACUCUUCUCCGGCUCCGUGUCCAGCAGUUUGUCGCUGCGACGGGGACGGAGGAGCGGACUGCUCGGGCCGGGGGCUGCGGACAGUGCCAUCAGGACUUAGUGCUUUUACCUACUACCUGGACAUCAGUAUGAACAACAUCACAGAGCUACCAGCGCAGGCUUUCAAAAACCUACCCUACUUGGAGGAGCUGCGUUUGGCUGGAAAUGAUCUCUCCUUUAUCCACCCUGAUGCCUUGUCUGGACUGUAUCAGCUCAAAGUCCUCAUGUUGCAGAAUAAUCAGCUAAAGACUGUUCCAAGUGAAGCUCUCAAAGGCCGGAUCUCUCUGCAAUCUCUGAGACUAGAUGCAAACCACAUCACUAGUGUUCCAGAAGAGAGCUUUGAAGGUCUUGUUCAGCUACGCCACCUCUGGCUCGAUGACAAUAGUUUGACAGAGGUUCCUGUCAAGCCCUUGAGUAACCUGCCAUCUCUUCAAGCACUGACCCUUGCACUAAACAGGAUAGCAUACAUCCCUGAUCUGGCCUUCAGCAAUCUGUCCAGCCUGGUGGUUUUGCAUCUUCACAACAAUAAGAUUAAGCAGAUUGGUGUGCACAGCUUUGAUGGAUUACAUAACCUGGAAACGCUGGAUCUUAACUACAAUACCCUGACAGAUUUCCCUGAAGCCAUACGAUCUUUACCGAAUCUAAAGGAACUAGGGUUCCACAGUAACAGCAUAUCUAUGAUUCCUGAUGCUGCAUUUGUGCAAAACCCCUUUCUGAGGACUAUACACCUGUAUGAUAACCCCCUUUCUUUUGUGGGCACAUCUGCCUUCCAGAAUUUAUCCGACCUGCAUUCACUGAUCCUUCGAGGGGCUGGUAUGGUACAGUGGUUUCCUGACCUUAGUGGGACUGUCAACCUGGAAAGCCUGACACUGACAGGCACUAAGAUAAGACACCUGCCUGUUACACUGUGUGACGAUCAUAAGCAGCUCCGGACUUUGGACCUGUCGUACAAUGAGAUCGAAGAGCUGCCGAGUCUUCAGGGUUGUAUGAGCCUGGAGGAAAUAGCCUUGCAGCACAAUCAAAUCCGAGAAAUUGAAGCUGAAACGUUUCGGGGUUUGGCAUCCCUACGUCUUCUAGAUCUCAGCAGGAAUAAGAUCCGCUCUAUUCACAAGGAUGCGUUCUUGUCUUUGAGAACUUUACUGAACUUAGAAAUGAGCUUUAAUGAGCUGGAGACGGUGCCAACAGCAGGCCUAAACAACCUCAACCAACUCAAACUAGCUGGAAAUCUACAAUGCAAAGACUUGUUGGAUGCAAAUCACCUUCUUAAACUCAGGAUUUUAUCAGUGCCUUAUGCCUACCAGUGCUGUGCAUUUGGUGGAUGUGACACAUUCUCCUCCCCAAAUCCAGAAGACAUGGGCAAUGAGUCUGGUCCAUCUGAUGAUGAGGAUGUGUCUGACCUUAACAAAGUAGGGAGCGUGCAGUUGUCAGUUCAUUGUUCCCCUGCUCCAGGGGCUUUUAAACCAUGUGAGCACCUGCUUGGCAGCUGGAUGAUCCGCUUGACUGUCUGGUUCAUUUGCCUGGUAGCAAUUAUGUUCAACACUGUCGUCCUUAUCACAACAUUUGCCUCCUGUUGUCCUGUGUCUUCAUCCAAACUUUUUGUUGGAUUAAUAGCUGCCUCCAACCUGCUCAUGGGGAUUUAUACAAGCACUCUUACUGCACUGGAUGCUGCUUCCUGGGGCCACUUUGCAGACUUUGGCAUCUGGUGGGAGACGGGCAAUGGUUGCCGAGCCACAGGUUUCCUAGCCAUUUUUUCUUCUGAGGCCUCAAUCCUCUUCCUUACUCUGGCAGCCAUUGAGCGUAGUGUAUCGAUGAAGGACUUCUUGAAGAAGGGAAAGAGUCGCCGUCGAGGGCAGUUCAUGGUGGCUGCUACGUUAGUUGGUAUCUUUGCCAUGGUUGCUGCUUGCCUGCCUCUCUUCCAUGUGGGCGAGUUUUCCUCCUCCCCACUCUGCCUACCCUUUCCCACAGGUGAGGCUUCCUCACUUAGCUUCACAGUUACUCUGGUCCUCCUCAAUUCUGUGGCGUACCUCCUAAUGGCAAUUGUCUACACUAGACUGUAUUGCAGCCUUGAGAAGUCUGACCUGUCAGAGACGCUGCAUUCCAGCAUGAUCAAGCAUGUGGCCUGGCUCAUUUUCACCAACUGCAUCUUCUUCUGCCCUGUAGCUUUUUUCUCCUUUGCCCCUUUGAUCACGGCAAUUUCCAUAAGCCCGGAAAUCAUGAAAUCAGUCACACUCAUCUUCUUUCCCAUGCCAGCUUGUCUCAAUCCAGUGCUUUAUAUCUUUUUCAACCCCCAGUUCAAGGAGGACUGGCGUAAACUCAAGCUCCGCACUGGGGGAAGGGAUGCAAAAUCAGUGGCGGUGGCUGUACCUGGCAGCCAGGGCGGCAGCACAGCGCAGGAUUUCUACUAUGACUGUGGCGUAUAUGCUAAUCUACAGGGAAGCCUAGCAAUUUGUGAAUGCUGCGAGUCUUUCUUACUGACCAAACCAGUGCCCUGUAAACAUUUAAUUAAGUCCCACAGCUGUCCUGCUCUGGCAGUUGUUCCUUGUCAACGUGCUGAUGGAUAUUGGUCAGAUAGUGCCACCCAGUCGGCCCAUUCAGAAUAUGCAGAUGAGGGGGACUCAUUCAUCUCGGACAGCUCUGAUCAAGUGCAGGCCUGUGGCCGAGCAUGCUUCUACCAGAGUCGAGACUCUCCUCUUGUCCACUACUCCUACAAUAUUCCACGUGUCAAAGACUAAAGGAGACUGAGGGCCAGCCAAAUGGCCUAAUCUUUGGUUUUGAUUGCAAUGGAUUGAUGGUGAAUCUGAAAACCAUUAACACUAUGAAACGCAUAUAGGGUACCUAUGUGCACACUUUAAGAAAGCACUUUUGGAAUUGCUGCGCGACUUUACCUAAAAGGGAAUUAGGUAGUACGUCCGCUAUUAUCUUUUGAGCCAUCGACCUGUGCACAGCGUUUGUGUGUGCUGGAGGGAGGAGGAGGUAUGGGUGGGCAUUGCCUACGUGAGCUGCUGCUGUUGUGCUAUUCCAGUUCCCAUGGCUAUCCUCGCCGUGGUUUAGUAAAGGGACAGGCUGCAUCUCAGCUCCUCAUCCUUUGCAGUAUCAAAAUACUGUACACUUUCAUAUUAGCAACUGGGUAUCUACCUCUGCAGCUGUGAUUUGUUGUAAUAAUUUAAAAUCUUCACUCUUUUUGUAAAUCUGUGCAAAUUUGUUUGUGUUGUGCUUCAUCCUGAGGUAUUUGUGUGUUACUUUUCCCCUUAAUUUUUAAGUUUCCUGUAAAAUGAGAGGGGUUCAUCUUCCAUUUUACAAAGCAUGUAGAAGCAGUUGAGACAAGGAGAUACUUGGGGGAGAAGGAUAUAAAUAAAAAUCACCUUGCCAGUAAUUCUUCUCUCUGCUCUCCUUGUCGAAAAAGAUCUCAGUCAGUAAUGGAGAGGCAGUGAAGACACCUCAAGGCAUUGGGAUGAGCAUGCAAUGGAGUGCUGCACUCCGAGUAGCACCUCACCAUAUGCGUUAGAUGUAGAGCUUUAUUGUCUGGCCCACACAAUAUGGAGUUGCCUUUGCUUCAGCUCUGAAUGUGAAGCCUGUUUCUGGUGUGCAUGAUUGGAAGAGUAAGUGACUGCACUUUUAAUCCGAUGCACACAGAUUUCAUAAAGCAGGCUAAUAUAAACUCUCAGUGAGUAACAUGUCUUCAAAGCUAUACGCUUUUAAAGUAAAUUCUGUGAAGUUUUGCAUUUUCUUGUGUUUUAGUCCCAGCCACUGGACAAGCCUGGGAUCAUUGGGUUGUCUUUUGCAUCACAGCCCCUACCCAUUGGACAUGUUUGGGUUCAACAUGCCAAAUCUUGGAUCACUGCUCUACUACCAGUUUAGUUGAGGGUCCUUAGGUUGACUGUCCCUGAACAGCUUCUGACUGUUUUUGGGAAUCACGGGACAACUUGUACUGAACGGCCACCUCCUGCCCCAAAAGACAUGUCUGGGGCCAUUGGGUUAACUCUUGGGUGGCACAGUCUUCAGACAAUAAGUGUGACAAUUGUUGGAAUGCAAUAGCCCUACAUGCCUUUUCAUGUAUUUUCUUGUAUGUAUUGAUGCGCAUAUAUGUUGCCUCAAAGGUUUUUUUUUUUUACAAUUUUUUUGUUUGUUUUUCUUAAACAUCAAGACAAAUGUGUGCUGUACUGAUAACAGCAUUUAUUUUCAUCAAAGCAGAACUACCUCAAGUUGAACUAGCCAAAUUUUUAAAAGUGGGAGAUUCUUCUAGCUAGCCAGUCAGUGUAAAAUAGCGCUCAUUUCAUUAUGUCAGUGUAAACCCAUAAUUCCUUAACUGAAAUAGCAGGAGCUCCUCAAGCCUUUUUCAAAUCCACCCCUGAGUCAGACCAGUGGGCUAGCAUCAACUUUUUCAGGUCUGAAUUUGUCUUCAGUGAUCAGAGUCUUCUACUUUUAUUAGAAGAUGAACCUUUCUUGCUAUAAUGUGUCGCACAACCUGGUUGUUUCUGUUUUCUUACAAUUUAACUAUGGUUUAUCUUGCUACUUGGCCCUCAAAAAAUGAAUUUACAGUGUAUUAUGCUAAUGCAGGAUCCAGUAUUUUUAACAAGAAAGGAAUAGAACCCUUAAGACACCUUGCUUUUCAAAGAACAUUGUAUUUAGGUACAUUUACUUUUCAUUUUGGCUUGUAUUUGAUUGUGAAACUGAACCAUCUACAAUUGUCAAUAGCUUAAUGUGCACAUGGUUUAAACAUUGCUGAUGCCCCCCCAGCACUGUGGAUAUGUUUUGAAGAAUCCUGACCAAUAUUUCUCAUCACCUCAGUGCCUUAAUUGUCCAGCUCAGGAAGCGUAGUGUGUGUGCGACGACCUCCUGGACUGGUCUUCAUUAACUGCCCUUUGUGCAUUGGCCAUGCAGAACAUUCCACUGGUUACAGUUUAUACUUAAGACAUCCUUUUUUUGCCUUGAGAUAUCAAGUAAUUUUAAUAUAUAAUAUCAGACAUGAUACAUUGUCAAAGACAAAUAUUAUAUUUUUUUAAAUAACAGCCUUAGUUGAACACAGCCUUGUGAUUUGGGUGAUCAGUGGAUAUGACACCUGGCCAAACUGAGGUGUCACUUGAGGCAGUACAGCGUGGCGUAGAUUGCUGGGUAAAGAAAACGUGAUAGCCCCAGAUGGAGUCAGGGUGAGGUACUCUGGUGUUAUAAAGGGACAUUUUUUAACAGCUUUGCUGCUAGGACCCUUUGCUAAAGCUCCGUUGCCAAUAGACAAUUUGAUUUUGAGACCUUACACCCUGGGACAUUAAUGCUGUUUUUUUUUUUUUGAUUUUUUUUUUACACCUUGUAUUUUCCUUUAUGUUACCAACAAGUUGGAUGCCUCUGCCUUACAAAAAUGCUUCUUGGCACCACAAUACUUGAUGGGCAUACAAGAUGAGAAUUAUGAGACUUUAAGCCACUAUUUCUGUUUCUGAUCAGGGUCUUACAAAGGGGUUACUUUUAAUGUAAUGCUCUGUUAUGUAACAAAAGCCUGCUUUUAUUGCUCUUUCACUUCUUAAAGAACUAAAAUGCUGACUUGGUUUGGUCCAGCAGGAAUUAUAUGCAGUUUGGCAAGUCACUUCACCUAUAAGAAUAUGUAUUUUUGGUUUUAAAUUGUAUUGGAGAAUUUCAGUUCGCACGUACCACUAAAGGUGGUAUAUUAACUACAAAAUAUUUAACGUACAGUUGAUUCUGUAACCCUGUAGUAUCAUUUUACCAGCGACAUUGAAAGAAGGUGUAGUGUGGCAGUGAUAACAAAUCUAGACCCUUUGAUAAAAUGUAUUGAUCUUUUUUCCCUAAGAAAAAGAAAAUGUGAUAACAGGUUGAUGAAGUCCACCUGGAGGGUAUCACACUUUUCUCAAUAUAUUGAUCACUCUAGUCAAUGGCACAUCUAUAGGCUGUUAUCCAGAUUUACGUAUUAAUAACAAAACCAACAUAUGCGCUCACUUGAUUGUCAUAGAUAUGAUACAAAUGUCCAUUAAGUACAGAAGCCAUGAAAUGGCCAUGUCAGGGUCUUCUCAUCUGCAAUUUGAUUUCUGCAAUCGCUCAAUUGUUUAAGAAUGUCAAAUAUUUUUAUUUUUUUCUUCUCUUCAAAAAACAAAGGCACAGCGCCACAGACUGCAAAUACAUUUCCCUGCAACAAAAGUAAAAUGGAAGGUGGACUGGAAAUGAUUGAAAACAUUGAAAAUAGUCAGAAUGAAAACUUGCAAACCUUUUGUUUUUUGAAAAAAAGGAAACAUUUGAGGUCUAUCAGGGUAAAAGUGAAAAUUGAAAGUUCCUGUGAACUGAUUUUGUUCAAAAGCGGUUAGUUCUGGUGUGUGACGGUUGUGUCAGAUUUGAUUUCAGUCGGUUUGAUCUGUUCAUAUAUUAUGAAAGUGACAGACAUCAGAACAGAUGUGGGCAAAUUAGGUGUAGGGAUGCCUACAACAGGUUAAUCGGUCAAACUUAACAUUGAAAUGUCAACUCCAUUACAAUGUUUUGUCCCGUAUGUAUGUGGAGUGACGUUUUUUGCAACAGGCACAAUAGCCCUAGUAGGACAAAAAAGUUCAUAAAAGCUGCAGUGCAGCUCUUUGAAUGCAAGAAUAUAAAGGUGAUACCAGAAUCUUUGGGCAGAAUUCCCCAACAUUGAUCACCGCAAAAAAUUAUUUUGUGUGUCAGGCCUACUAAAUAGAUUUGUAGGGGAUUUAAAAAAAAAAAAGUCAUGUCACGAACUUCCUGAGUUUGGACUCCUGUGCUCCAGCAGCCACGUUGAUCCUAGAGCAUAUUAUUAGAAGUCUCUACGCGGACAACCCAAGAUUCGAAUGGUUUAUAUUUGCAUGUAUCAAGCUAUACCAGGUGGAUUUUUUUUUCUUUAAACCACCUGUUCAGUUAAGUGCCACUUGACAGUUUCAGCUACAUUUCUGAGAAACAGACUAGCUGCCAUCCUCUCCAGACAUUCCUUCAGAACAGUGGAGCCAUGCAACCGUAUCAGUUUAAUGUCUGAACUGUACAUAAGUGUCCAUAAAAUUCCUAAUUUUUUGUGUAAAUGUGUGCACACGAGUGCAUUUAUGUGUGAAAGUUGUAAAUUAUUGGAUAGUAAAACAAGCGCAAGAAACCCGCCGCGUGGGAGACUGCGUAUUUCGAUGGAAGCUACCUCCUCAACUGUAGUGGCUACCAGAAUCAGGAUGUGAUCAGUUCUACCUUUCUCUCCCGGUUUGUUGUUGAUUUGUAAAUAGAUCUGGCUGUAUAUUACUGGGAUGGGGGGAAUGGGGUGGACAUGGGAGAGAAAUGUCGACUUCUUUUCUAAUACAAGCUGUAGUUUAUACUGAAUGUGUGAGGGAUGUAUGUAAUGUAUACUGUAAUUCUGUAAACCAAACCAUUCAUAUAAAGAAAAUGCUUUAAUAUGUA
Polypterus senegalus (gray bichir) is the source of this 7855-nucleotide messenger RNA. It is a transcript of the gene lgr4, whose product is annotated as leucine-rich repeat containing G protein-coupled receptor 4. The record is from RefSeq and is a predicted model, not a curated record. Lineage: Eukaryota; Metazoa; Chordata; Cladistia; Polypteriformes; Polypteridae. The transcript is spliced from 18 exons. Gene Ontology annotation, molecular function: protein binding; protein-hormone receptor activity; G protein-coupled receptor activity. Bases 361 to 3204 code for a protein of 947 amino acids. Gene Ontology annotation, cellular component: membrane. Gene Ontology annotation, biological process: G protein-coupled receptor signaling pathway.